Messenger RNA from Trichogramma pretiosum, 4920 nucleotides. RefSeq names its product insulin-degrading enzyme (gene Ide). Bases 929 to 3967 code for a protein of 1012 amino acids. The record is from RefSeq and is a predicted model, not a curated record. Gene Ontology annotation, biological process: peptide catabolic process. Gene Ontology annotation, cellular component: cytosol; mitochondrion. Lineage: Eukaryota; Metazoa; Arthropoda; Insecta; Hymenoptera; Trichogrammatidae. The transcript is spliced from 13 exons. Gene Ontology annotation, molecular function: metal ion binding; metalloendopeptidase activity.
GACUAUGGAUAGAUGAAUUCACGCAACACCAUCGAUCUUGUGCUUCUGCUAUUUGAUAAUUCUAUCAAGAUUCUUAAAUAAUACAUCUCUAGAAUUUAGGCAUUUUUUUUAGAGUAUCAAAAUAUAUUCCUCAUCAAAUUGAGAAAGUAUCGCAACCGUAAAACUUUCGCUAAUGUUUGCUACGCGUCUGCUACGCGUACGUUUCACAGUCGUUCAACCACAUCAGUCACUCAUUUUUGUGAGGUGAGCAACUCAAGUCGAUUUUUCACUUCUAAGACAUAACGCGUAACUUUGACAAUCUUUUUUCCUUGAAAACUAAACAUUUUUCCCUACACAAUACGAACGCGUAACUGUGAAAAAAGAGAGCGUGACUCGUUGCCUUUUUUUGCAUUUUGCAAAUAAUUGCAGUCCGUAUCGGCACGCUCAAAAUUGACAACACCAGGUGCUUGGCCAAUUGUUAUUGUGCUCUCUCCUUCCCUUCUCUUAUUGUUUGUUUCGACGGAAGCGAUGUUGAACGUAUACUAGUGUGUUUUGUACGUGCUAUUACUAAACAUAAAUCACUGCUUAUUUGUGACAUUGCAAACGAGAUACUUGAACCUGUACAGUAUUCCGUCAUUUAAAUGCCUCGUACAUAAACAAUAUAACCUUACUCCAUAUUCUCCCACUGCCAACACUGGUUCAUUCUUUUUUUCAUUCGAGAAAAAUAAACUCGAGUUUUUAUCUGUUUUUGUCACUGGAUUCGUGAUAAGACUUGCGGCUUUUUGUCUACAUAUCCAUCCAAACAAUUCAAAACUCUCUUUGCCUCAUUGUUCUCGAGAACAUCGGACAUUAAUUGCAAGCGAGUCAGCGUUUGUAGUAAAAUCGUAAACUCAUUCACGAAAUCUACGUACUGUUGAAAUAAAAACUCAAUAACAAACGGUUAAUAAUCAUGUCAUUGCAACAUAGUACAGAAGCUUCGGAAUCUGCAGAUUCUUCUUCAGCACCUCUAACCACUGAUAUGGCUGGAACAAACUCUGGAGUUGAAAAAAUUGAACCAGUGCGUUAUGACAAUAUUGUCAAACCACAAAAUGACAAAAGAGAUUACAGAGCAUUGAUAUUAAAUAAUAAAAUGAAGGUACUUCUGAUAUCUGAUAAGGAAACUGAUAAGAGUGCUGCUUCUUUGAAUGUUGGUGUUGGUUUCUUAAAUGAUCCAAAAGAUAUUCCUGGACUAGCUCACUUCUGUGAGCAUAUGCUUUUUCUUGGCACCACAAAAUAUCCAAAUGUCAAUGAAUACAAUCAAUAUUUAUCAUAUCAUGGAGGAGCCAGUAAUGCUUCUACGUACAUGGAUCACACAAAUUAUUACUUUGAUGUGGAUCCAGAAUAUCUUGAAGGUUCUCUGGAUAGAUUUUCACAAUUUUUUGUAUCUCCACUCUUUACAGAGUCAGUAACAGAAAAAGAAAUCACUGCUGUUCAUUUAGAACAUGAAAAAAAUUUAGCUAGUGACACUUGGAGAUUAGAUCAACUGGAUAAAUCUUCAGCUAAUCCAAAUCAUGUAUACUGUAGAUUUGGUACAGGUAAUAGGGAAACAUUGCAAAUAAAUCCAAAAGAAAAAAAUAUAGAUAUAAGACAGGCAUUGCUAGACUUUCAUAGCAAAUAUUAUUCUGCUAAUAUUAUGGCACUCAGUGUUCUUGGCAAAGAGACCUUAGAUGAAUUGGAAACAAUGAUCAUGAGUAUGUUCUCUGAUGUUCCGAAUAAAGAUAUUGAACUUCCCAGAUGGCCCGAACAUCCAUUUACCGAAGAACAUUUCAAACAUAAAUGGUCUGCUGUUCCAGUGAAAGAUAUUAGAAAUCUCAGUGUCACUUUCCCUAUUCCUGAUUUACAAGAACACUUCCGAUCAUCGCCUUUACAUUAUUGGUCGCAUUUGCUUGGUCAUGAAGGUAAAGGAUCAUUGCUAUCAGCUCUGAGGGAAAAAGGGUGGUGUAGUUCGCUCAUGGCUGGCAAAAGAUCAUCUGCGCGAGGCUUUGAUUUUUUCAGUGUCUUUGUUGAUCUCACUGAAAAGGGCAUCCAUCACACUGACGAUAUCAUAACUAUGAUAUUCCAAUAUAUUAAAAUGAUCAAUGAAGAAGGUCCUAUUGAAUGGGUUUAUAAUGAAUACAGAGACAUAGCCAAUUUGAAUUUCCGAUUUAAAGAAAAGUCACAGCCGCGUAAUUGGGUCAAAAUAACUGUUUCAGCGCUCUCAGAGUACCCCAUUGAAGAAGUCCUAACAGGACCUCGAUUAAUAAAUGAAUGGCGACCAGAUCUUAUUAAAGACUUGGCUAAAUACUUUGUACCUGAGAAAGUUCGAGUUUCAAUUAUUAGUAAACAUUUUGAAUCUAUUGUUGAUAGCGUUGAACCUUUAUAUGGUACCAAGUAUAAGAUGGAAAAAAUUCCCGAAGAAACGAUACAAAAAUGGAGUAAAGUUGAACUUAAUAAGGCUUUAGCAAUGCCAGAGAAAAACGAAUUUAUUCCAAGUAAUUUCGCAAUCAAACCAAUGGGACAGCUCGAAAAAUUCCCAGUUAUUAUUGAAGAUACACCAUACAUAAGACUGUGGUAUAAAAAAGAUGAUGAGUUUUUACUACCAAAAGCUGUUAUGACGUUUGAUUUUGUCAGUCCAUUAGCAUACAUGGAUCCCUUGAACAGCAACAUGACAUAUAUGUUUGUGCAACUCUUCCGUGAUUCCCUUAAUGAAUAUGCUUACAAUGCUGAUUUAGCUGGUAUUAAAUGGGAGUUGAGUAAUAGUAAAUAUGGAAUGAAUUUGGUUAUGUCCGGAUACGAUCACAAAUUGGAUGUACUACUGGAAAAGGUCAUGGAACGUUUGAUGAAUUUUGACUAUGAAGAAGAGCGAUUUGAAAUAUUGAAAGAAAACUAUAUAAGAAAUUUGAAAAACUUUGAAGCUGAACAACCUUAUCAACAUGUAGCUUAUUAUUUAGCAGUAUUAUUGUCAGAGCAAGUAUGGGUGAAAAAUGAGUUGCUAAAUGCUACCCCUUUGCUUACUUAUGAACGGGUGCGGCAGUUUGCUCCAUUAUUAAUGAGUAAAAUGCAUAUAGAGUCUCUUAUUCAUGGUAAUUUCACCAGAGAUGAAGCUUUGCGAAUGGGAAAAAUAGUCGAAAAUAAGAUAAUAUCCAACCUGCCUGAUUUGACUCCUCUUUUACCAAGACAAAUGGUUUUAUAUCGCGAAAUAAAACUUCCAAAUGGUUCUCAUUAUGUUUAUGAAAUCAAUAAUAAGCAUCAUAAAAGUUCUUGUACCCAAAUUUUCUGGCAAACUGGACUUCAAACAACAGAGUCAAAUAUGAAAUUGGAACUUUUAGCUCAAAUUAUUUCGGAGCCAUGUUUUAAUAAGUUAAGAAAUGAGCAACAACUUGGAUAUAUUGUAUUCAGCGGUGUUAGACGUACAAGUGGUGUACAGGGUUUAAGAUGCAUUGUACAAAGCAAUAGGCAUCCACAAUACGUUGAUGACAAGAUUGAGGAUUUUAUUACUGAUAUAAAGAAAUUAUUGAUAGAUAUGAAAGAUGAAGAAUUUUCUAAGCAUGUAGAAUCAUUAGCCACGCGUCGCUUGGAAAAGCCAAAAGUAAUGAGUUCUCAAACUUCUAUCUACUGGAAUGAAAUUGGCACCCAACAGUAUAAUUUUGAUCGAAUGAACAUUGAAGUUGCUUAUCUGAGAACUCUUACAAAACAGCAAAUUAUUGAUUUUUAUAAUACUUAUGUAUGGUGUGAAUCAGAACACAUACAGAAGAUGAGCAUUCACGUUUUGUCGACCGCUGAUGGUAAUUCACCCACCUAUUCAUCUGAUGAUCCUGAUAACACUAGAUCGUUGGACUCGCCAAAUCCUGUGAAAGCAAAACCCAUAGUUGAUAUACUGUCAUUUAAGACGAGUCAAACACUCUAUCCUCUUGCUAAAUAUUACACUAAUGUACCACGCAAAGGUACUCAAAAACAAUCAAAACUUUGAAACGAAUUUGAAGUCGAGUUACCUACAGUGCCUUGAAAAUUUAAAUAUGCGAGGUCUAAUGGGGGCUGAGGUCUAAAUGAGUAUUCUUCGUAGUUUAGAGCUGUUUUUUCUGAUCGUUCUUGUUUUAAUUUUCAUCCGUUGAUCGGACCGACAUAAUUUUUUUAUUUAUAACUUGCGCACAAUUAAAUUUUUAUAUUUUUGAUUUUUAUUUAACGGGAAAAAUUUAUUGUAUUCAAUAUAUGUGUUUUAUUGUUGUAAUCUUACAAAGUUUGAAAAGUCACUCGCGAGGACGAAUUCGCUUGAAAAUGCAUUGAUGAAUUUAUUGACUUUAUAGAAAAGCCUAAUUGUAAAAAUAUAUCAAAUAACACUUAUAACAUUUAUAAACGAUAAUUAUUGAACUAAUAUUUAUUAAAGUAAGCCAUGAAAAGAAAAGAUAACGCAGCUUCAAGAAAUUGGUAAUUAAAUCAUAAUGAAUUUCUAGUAUUUAGUGAACACUAAGUUGCGAAUUACUUUCUUGAAAUUAAGAAAUGUAUUGAAUUAUAAUCAUACUUAAUUUCCUAGAAUAUAUGCAUCACACUUUCCAAAUCAAGUAACUGCUUUAACUUAAGCAUAGAACAUUUUUAAAGUCGGAUAAAUUUUAUAGCCUGCGAACAAUUAUAUCAUAGAUGUAAAAAACAUUCGUAGACAUUAUUAUCACAUUAUUUGUGAUUUCUCAUACUUAUUUUAUCAAAGGUACAAUUUUUAAAAUAAAACACUUAAUCUAUUCAUCUAUAAUAAUGCAAGAGUGGAUCGAGGUGUAAUGUAUUUAUCUUCAAUUCGAUAAUAAUAUUAUGUAAUAUAACAACCAAUAUUAGUAUAAAUAAGGUCUCAAAAAAUAACCAUCACACGCUUUUAUGAAUUCAGUAUGCAAGUGUAAAAAUGACUAUUAAAAAUUAAAAUUAUUUUUACCGCAA